CGCAGUUGAAAUGUACUGUGCACGCCGUCGCAGUUCGGUAUGCAGUGGUAUGCACGUCUUCCUGUCCUCGUGGGGUAGUUUAAGUUAGCCGAGAAACAGUGAUACGUACGUUGUUGGGUGAAAGCAGGAGCUCCGAGCAUGUCCAAGAAGCAGGACAAGGUGGACAACGGCAUUGUCGCCGUGAAAAGCAAGUUUGACGCCGACAUCAUUCGAUUUUCUAUGAAUCGUAAUGAGCCUAUGAGUUACGAGGAAUUUGGAAAGCUAUUGGCGCAACGGCAUGAUCUGGGGGCAGAUUUCAACUUUUCAAUCUGGUACACGGAUACGGAUGGUGAUCCACUUCCUAUCAAUAAUGAUAACAAUCUGGCUAGGGCUCUAGCAAAUGCCAAGUGCCUACUCAGAAUUUUUAUACACAGGAAAGGAGAUGGAGCGUGGGAUAAUGGAUAUGGUACAAUGAAGCCGAAAAACUUGAUAUCUAGUAUUUUGGGUGGUACACCAGGGAAGCCAAAAUCUAUAGUUAUUUCAAAUCCACAUGAUUUUAGGCAGGUAUCUGCGAUUAUUGAUGUCGACAUACUGCCAGAAACUUGUCGACGUGUACGUCUAUUAAAACAUGGAUCUGAUAAACCUUUAGGAUUUUAUAUCAAAGAUGGUGAAAGCUUUCGUAUACUGCCACCAUCUGCUGGUGGGGGAAUUGAGAAAGUUCCAGGUGUAUUCAUCAGUAGAUUGGUACCAGGUGGUUUAGCAGAGAGUACAGGACUUUUAGCUGUGAAUGAUGAAGUCCUAGAAGUAAAUGGAAUAGAAGUUGCAGGCAAAACGCUUGAUCAGGUGACGGAUAUGAUGAUAGCGAAUUCUUCUAAUCUUAUCAUAACCGUCAAACCGGCGAAUCAAAGGGCAGCAUUGACCGCACCUCGCCGUGGUUCGUUUUCACGUAACAGCCAAUUAUCGUCGGGAAGUCGUCAGUCCACACAGAGUGCUGGUAGUGAUGAAGAAGCGGACGAGAUCGUCGAUCUUACAGGCAUGACAAUGCAAGACGACGCCUCAGCGUCGUCCACUCAUCACUACCACCACCACCAUCACCAUCAUCACCAAAAUUACGAUCAGGGUGUACUGCAUUUGUAGAGUAUAACGUGUCUUAUAUUUACGAAAAGUAAUACUUAAAUAAAUUUUUUUAUAUUUACGAAUUGUAAAAUAAUGGAUGUCUGAUUACGAAGUAUCGAGAUGCAAGCAUAGAAAAAUGAGGAAAAUAUAAUUUCGAAAAACAAAUUUCUGUAUAGUAUUAUAAAUUGUGUACAGUAUUAUAAUUGUGACUGAAUACUUGAAGAAAUGAUGAUACUUUUUGCGAAACCAAGGAUUAAGAGAAAUGCUUACGUUGAUACUUCGUAAUUAAUAGUCCGUUCGUCAGAACGUCGUGUAUUAGGCUACACUUCGUGGGGAAAAUAUCGUUAUAAAUUUUGAAGCCUGACAAAUAAUAUCGUGUAUCUAUUUUGUCCACUCCAUCGCGUGUUUAAACUGUUGAAGUUUUCGAAUUUUAAUUUCAUUUUUAUCUAUGUUAUCUAUUACCCAAUUGGGGCCUAAGCAUUGAAGGAUAAUGUUUUUUAGGACGGAAACGUCAGGAAUAACGAUUGUAUUUUCAUGCGUGUAUAAAUAUCGUCCUUUAUGUGCCUUCGAAGUUGAAUUAAUACGUUAGGAAUAUUACAUUCCAAUUAUAUUUACACCAUUAAAGAUAUCUAUACUGCCUUCGUAGUUACACGAGUCCAUUUUUAUAUACGCUCAAUCUCACUUUUUCUACUUAAUUCGAAAAAGAAAACAUGUACAUAUAUAAAUAUAUACAAAGAUAUAUAUAUUUAAAAUAUUCUAGAUAUUUUUCUAUUGAGUGUAUCUUUUUCGUAAUCGCAAAUCAUCACUUGGACUUCCGCAAUAAGCGUUGUUUCUAAUAGAUCAUGUUGUCCCAUUGCCAAAUUAUUAAUUGCAUCAAAUGCAUUAUCAAUUCCGCGAUCGCGCUGAGAUAUACACUUUAUAUAUUUCUUUUUAAUUUUGAUGUUCUCAUUUUAGAAUGUUCAUGCGUCACAGAUCAUGUAUAAUAUCUAAAAAGAAAUGUCUUGAAAAGAUAUUUUUCAGUAUGCAAGUUGAAGAGAGAAAGAAAGAGAGAGAAUGUCUGAAUGAGAGGAUGAACAGCAUUGUUGUAAGAUCACCCUUAAGUUUAAUCUGUACGUAUUUUAUUGCUCGAAACUCGAAAUGAGGAACUUUUGUACUUAACCAAAUAGAGUACGGACUAGACACGUUUGCAAGUACUUAUACGUCUGUACUAAGUGCUUUACUGAGCCGUAGUUGUUAUUUGAAGGGAUAUAUCAGUGCUAAAUUAGCAUUCGUGAGACGAAAUUAGAUAUAUUUUUAACGCGAUACGUCGCAUUGUAUUCCUUAGUACGGAUAAGAGGUAGCUAAUAAAUAACGAGGACGAAAAUACUUAUUAACGCUGUAAUACUUUUUAAUGGCAGCUUAUGAAAUAAAGAUAUUUUAUUGUA
Messenger RNA from Pogonomyrmex barbatus (red harvester ant), 2519 nucleotides. RefSeq names its product partitioning defective protein 6 (gene par-6). Lineage: Eukaryota; Metazoa; Arthropoda; Insecta; Hymenoptera; Formicidae. The record is from RefSeq and is a predicted model, not a curated record. Gene Ontology annotation, biological process: centrosome cycle. Gene Ontology annotation, molecular function: protein binding.